AAUCUACGGCAUAGAUACCAUAGAUUAUACACAUAAUAUUUGAGAAUUUUGAGAUAUACACAUUACAGUUCUGCAGGCAUUGCCUUGUUAUUACGAGGUCUUUUCUUUACCCACAAUUUGUCGGUUAUAAAAAUAAAUUGAUCAUAAGUGAGGAAUAAUUAAAAUAAAAUUACUCGGAAUGCUAUAAUUUUUUGUGGCUGACUUGGCCGUUUUAGUCUUAGAGUUUCUAAAUCAAACUUAUGACAUCGGCAAAAGUAGCAACGCAGCUCAUGAAUAACAACAACGCACAAAAUGGCCGCCAGCAGCCCAUAUCGCGACUAACAGCGCCCCCAACGGACCCUCGAAUGAAGAUAACCGCGUCAUCAUCGGAACAAAAAAAGAAACCGAAAGAACUUUGUCGCAACUUCCUCUGGGGAACAUGCACUAAAGGAACUGAGUGUAUUCACCUUCACAAACUAGACCUAAAAGUUUUGAAAGAAACCGUAAAGUUUUGCCGCGAUUUUCAAAACAAAGUUACUUGCAGUAGACCUGGUUGUACAUUUCUCCAUGUUUCUGAUGAGGAGCAAAAGCUAUUUGAAAAAGAAGGCAAAAUACCUCGUUUGCUAGCUGAAAGAUAUGCAGCUCUAAAAGAUUCACCUACAGCAAAAAUGGUGGUGGAGAAAUCUCAAAAAACAGGUUCUAUGUUUAACGUUGGAGAUUAUUUAACAAAACCACCGCCACCGCCACCACCCGUAGCAUCAGUGGCAGGGCCCUCAAUACCAGUAUCGCAUCCAUCUUGUUCUUCUCUGCAGUCAAUGCUGGCAUUACCACCACCACCACCACCUCCUCUUCCUCCACUACCGAAGGCUCCACUCCCUCAGCCAACAAAGGCGGUAACAAUAACAACAACAUCCACAACAGCAGUGGCUUCCACAUCAACCCAAAAGUUGACACCAGCAAAACCAGUUCCAAAUACUACAGUGAGUACAACAGGCCUACAUAUACUAAAUCAGCCUCCUCCACCAGGCUUUGAUGCAAGUAAACCUCCACCACCAUUACCUCAGAUGAAUGGUGCUAUAAAACGGCCUGCAUUCGAUUCUUGCAAAGCUGGACAAAGAAAGAUGGCAAAACUGGAUGACGCGAAUUCUUUAGAAAGCGACUGCAAUAACUGUGUGCAGAGGGAACUCAGGAUUGAACUUUACAAACAAGAAAUGAAAGACCUUGAAAAAGAACAAGAAAACAAGUCAAAGAUGCUGAAGAUGAAGAUGGUGGAGCAUGAGCGUGCAGUUGCAGUGCUGAAAGCAAACAUUGACCCUGAAUUUUAUCAAUGGUUCGAUGAUUACAUUGAGGGUGUAACAACAUCAACAAAAGCUGUCCUGGUAGAGCUAUUGAAGCAUGUGGUGUCAAAAGGGAAAUUAAAAAAUUUAAAACUAACACAAUCGCAGUAUCCAUUAGAAGAUGCAGUUUUGACUACUUUAACUAGAAGAAGAUCUUCAAAUCUAAAUGAUUCAACAAGAUUGCUAAAAUUGCUGGGAUUGCUAGCUAGUAAAGAAAGAAAACCAGAAGCGCGUAAUACAGAAAUAAAUACUGAAAUACGAAUAAACGCAUCGAGCGUUGUGAAAAAUACUGCAUUGAUGAACAGCCCCGUAAAUGGCUUUGUGAAUCGACAAAAAGAGGUAACAAUUGAAGCUAAUCAGAAGAAAAUUCCGAUUGCUGUUAAUAGUAAUCACGUGACGACUACGCUCCCGCAAGCAAAAGUAGCAACUCCUCCUAUGCAGCCGAAUGGGAUAGUGCCAUAUCAGCUAUCGGGAGUAUCGUCUGCCAGCCCUUUUUACGGCAGUACCUGUCCACCUGCGACCAGGAUUGCUACAGCUCCCACGCAGUCGACUUCAAAGCAACCGGUGAGAAUGAAGAUGAACAUGCCGAACAUGCCAAACAUACCAAACAUGCAUCAAAACGGACCCGGUUUUAAUUUCCAAUAUAACAUGGUGAUGCGGUAUCCACAACCACCACCGCCGUUUCAAUAGCAUCCGAUAGUUGUGCCGCACCGGGACGCAACGAUACAAGCUGCAACGCACAAAGACAUAUAGUCCAGAAGCUGGAUGACUGCCAAAUACCAAUCUCCAAGGACUUGUUUCCGAAACAAGUUCAGGCAUCGCCUUCGCAUCGCGACCAGUUAAAAGUUAAAGUGAUCUAACGCGGUGGACACGAGCAUUCUUGUCGGAUCGGGUGUAGACUAUGUGAGUUUUGAUUGUGAGUGAAACAAAAAAGCUUAGUGUACUGACGUAACUUGAAGGUUAACUGAAACAAAGUACUGUGCCUGAUUUCAUUGCGAAAAACAUUAUGUACUCUAUACACGUCAGAAAAGCGAUGUACAUUAAUAUUGAGCUUUAAACGAGUAGACUUUUUUAAAUUUAUACAAAUAUAUAAUUUAUUGUUGAAAAAACUUUUAAGCAAACAACCCUAGGAUAGAGUUGUGGUAACAGUAACUUUUUACCCAAAAUUGUUAAAUUGUUUCUUAAGUGUUAGUUUAGUAUUAGUUGAAACAAUCAAACGUACAUGAAUAUACAUGGUAUAUUGCUUCUUAGCUAUGGUAUAUUUUAAACAAAAAAUGCAUAUUUUUAGAAAAAGAUAACAAGCAUGAAGGGUAUAUUAUUUACUAGAACUUUGCCGUAUAUACCGUACCGUACCGAUUAUUUUUUUAUAUUUAUGUUAUUUCUUUCCAUUUCAUUAUUUGUAAUUUCGAAUUCGCAUAUUGAAAGGGACAGUAAGGAAACUAAAAUUACCUUCACAAAUUUGAUCUGUAUACUGAAAUUAUUCUGAAAUAUAUAAACUAUCAUCUUAAAUAUGUAAAGGACAAUAAUGCUGCGAUAUUUCUUAAAAUCGGCAAGUUAUGACAAAAUGACCAAGUAUAGAGUAAUAAAAAAACUGAUAACUGAAGUAAUUAACAAAAAAUAAAAAAUGAAAAAAUUAACACGAUAAUCGUCCACUGCAUUACAAGCAUUGUCCAAUACAAGAGCAUUAUUUCUUCAAUAGAUACUUCUCAUGUAACUAUCAAAUUGUACAAGGUAAACCGGAUAAUGUUAUGUAAUUCAGUCACAGAGUAUUUAAAGCGAAACGCACGGUGGGUUCACUGCAAAAAUAGGCAAAAUGUCACCAGUAUUCAAGCUAGGAGUUGGUAGCUAAGGAUCAGUGAGCUAGGUAGCCAGUAGUGAGAAGUAAUUGAAAAAUUGUCUCAAUUAUUUAAUUCGUAGGAACAACAGACGUACAGAACAACGACCAUGUAGAAUUAAAACGGCUGUAAUUAUUUUGUAAAGAGUGUAUUAAUCAUUUACAUGUCACUCUACUAAUAACUUUCAUAGUGCGGAGCAAAACCGAAAAAAAAUGUAAUUUCGUAAUAGUAAUGGAAAGUAAAAUAAGACCUAUAUUUAAAAGAUUUAAAUGUUCAUGUACACAAUGCAAGUCUACUCCUAACACAAAAAAAAUUUAUUUCAUAUAGUUUUACCACACUCGUUGUCUUAAAUUUCCCUUGUCAUGUAAAUUUCUUAGCAUAAAAAAAACACUGCAAACUGCCUGAUGACAAAUUCUAUCAAAACUGCGGUGUUAAGAUCCCACGAAUCCAUUUGCAGUGUUGUUAAAUUUAUUUUAAUACUGCACGUACUGUAUAGUGGAGUUUUUAAACACAGUGGCCAGUGUGCGUCUGACAUUUUGAGUAGAGCAAUUGUUUGUGGUGCUAAAUGAAUUAUCAUUGACUCGAGUAGGUAUAGUCAUUUUCGAUGACUGAGGGUUGACCGAUCUAGUCAUUUAAACUGUCAUUAUUUCUAAAUCUACCAUAUUAUUUUAAAUUAUCGAGCCUGGAUCGAUCGAAUAACGCUGCACAUCCACAUCAGCAUCUUUAUUUCAGCAACUAGAAUUGGAAUGUUUAGUUUACAGCCCACCAUUCACUGUGAUACUGAACUGAUAAGAACUGUUCUUAUUAUUGUCUGAUAGAUUAAAUGAAGGUGUUAGGCCAGUAUACCAAUAUCGAUGCCUAAGGAGGCGACGGUGUUAUGCCGAUACUAGGAAUGCCUGUCUUAUCAUUAAAUAGCAAAAACGGAUAUUGCAACUAACUGACACAUCUCUUGAAUGUUCUGCUAAAUCUUUAUGUAGAUAUGGUUGACACCACUAUAAAAGCGUGGCACACGCGACAUGAAACUAGUGAAUAGCGACAUGAAUCGAAGAGGCUAAAGCGCCCUGUAAACGGUCAAAUUCGUUUGUCAAACUUUACGUUCUCAUCAAACAAUAGCAUAAAUAAAUGAUCAAACAAGUUUGUUAACUUGCCCGUAGAUUCGGUUUUCUCCUCGCCUGUGUCGAGCAACGACUGAGAUCUCCCAUACAUGUUCAAACAUGUUUGUCAAGCACGCCGUCAAUUAAGAUUUCCAUCAAACACGUAGACUGUUAGACAAACGCAUCAAACAAAGCUGCAUACUGUCAAAUAAUUUGACAAACACGUAAAAUUUGACAAACAAUUUGAUCGUUUACAGGGCGCUUAACGGAUCGCCUCAAGCAAGCGAAGAAGUGAAAUGUUAUAGUGAAAUCUACCUUGAUUGUCCUAAUAAUUGAGUGUUGAGUGUCACGUAAUAAUACUUACACAAACAAUCGACUUUAUCACAACCAUUAUCAAAAAAUGAAAUAACUCAUUACUUCCUUAAAUUAUAAUUGUAAUUGUAAAAAUAAAUAAAGUAUAUAAUAAAAAAGGGACCACAAAAUUGAUCUCGAUGUGUAUUUCCUAUACUUGUACAAAAACUGAUUUCCAACAAAUUAUGUAUAGUAACAAAUAUAUUUAUUCUGUUACUCUUAAAUUUACUGUAAAAUUAUUUUAAUCAGUACUAAUAGGAAUUGGAAAUCAAGCAAAAUACUAAACCUGAUUAGGACCACAGCUGUUACAGAAAACAAUAUUUACAUCAAUUUGUAUAUCAAUGUCUACAACGUGCCGCCAAAAAUCUACUUUAGAAUUAAGUGAGUUUUGCACAUCCAAAAAAAGAAUAUUUCAUAAUUUAGAAUAUUUUUAUAUAUACAUAUACAGGGAUCACUUCCAUCUUGACCUGUACACCCUAAAGUACAAAUUAAAAGGUAUUUUACAAUGUUCUAAGUUUAUAGUUAAAUCAAUCGAAGAAUUAUUUUUGUAAGUUGAAAGGGGUACCAACGGGUCAUAUUUUACUGUUAUUAUUGGAUUAAAUACGAAAAGUAGUUGGUAUCUAUCGAUGGAGUCAUCGUUAAUUUCCACCAUAUCCAUCGAUAAUAUCGAAUAUAUAAUGAUUUAAAGAAUUAAUGAAAAAUAUUAUGUAGUUUUGUUUGGUGAUUUUUUAACUUGUUGUUCGUUGUCUGCUAACUAUUAAGUUUAUAGUGAUAAUUUCGAUUUUAUUUUUUUAACAUUCACUAUCUUCAAACGACGAAGUUAUAACAAUUUAGUCUUUAUAAAACUAUGUAUUAAUUUUAAAUUCGAGCUAUAUUCAGAGCAAUAAAAAAUGUACUCUCAUCAAAUUUAGCAAAGUCAUAAAUUUCAUAUUAAAGUAUAGGAUAUCUUACCGUCGAUCUAAUCAGAUGAGCUCAACUCAUUUAGUGUUAUUUAAUUUGGAUUUUUUUAUUUAAGUUUGAUAUUUUAUCACAUGUACCGUUACGUAGGAAUUUAAAUUGAAUUAUGAUCAACGUUCGUCGGGCAACUGUUUUAUUUAUUCGUGGUCGGAUGUCUAUGAGUGCAAAUGCCACUCACAUUUAUUAUCAAAAUCAAUUCAAGUUCACAUAUCAACUUGGAUUGGUUUUUAUGGCCCAAGAAUGAAAUGUUUUGGAAUAUUCAUUGACUACAGCCGAACCUCAUUUCAAACAUUUUAAAUAAUAAAAAUUAGAUUACGAUUAUGAAGAGAUUAAAGACUGAAAUAAUGAAAAUACAGUAUUACUAUAAGUCUGAUAGUUACUUUUAAUGUUUUGUAUUUGAGAACACUUAAGACUGAAAGUUUAAGAAAAUGAUAGUACAAAAUAUACUAGACAAGUUUUUUGCCUUUAUUGUUAAACACUAUUUAAGUAUAUUGCAUAUUUUGAAUUUAAUUAUUAUUCAUGAAACGAUAAGACUGAAUAGCUGUGUUACUAAACUAAGCUUUAGCAUACUACACAACAAUGUCAUUUCAAUAUUUCCUAUAUAUAAAAUCCAUGACUGAUUUAGUAUAAGGAAAAAUGUUUUUAAUUUUUUUUAUGUCAAUUAUUGUUUAUCCUUCAAUGUUUAAAUUUACAGCAUCUCACUUUUUUUUUGUAUUUAAGAGAAAUGCUUAAUUUAUUUUUAAAAGAAAAGUCUGUCAUUGUUUUUGAGUUAUAUAAAUUUGACUAAAUUAAUUCAAGAUAAAUGUUUGGCUCGAUCUUAAUCUCAUUAUUUAAUAGUACCUGUUUUGUGACUAAUUUAAUUCUAAUAAAUAUAUUGUGAUAUGGCAA
Molecule: messenger RNA, 6441 nt
Organism: Bombyx mori (domestic silkworm)
Lineage: Eukaryota; Metazoa; Arthropoda; Insecta; Lepidoptera; Bombycidae
Exons: 11
Coding region: 240-2006 (588 amino acids)
Biological process (GO): regulation of RNA splicing
Molecular function (GO): RNA binding; metal ion binding
Source: RefSeq, a predicted model, not a curated record